AGGAGGAGCGGCCCCCCGAGCCCCUCCGAGCCCCCCGAGCCCCGCAUGGAGGCCAAGGCGGCGCCCAACGGGGUGGCCACCAUCGAGGACAGGAUCCUGCGGAUCACCGGCUACUACGGCUACUACCCCGGCUAUGCCCGGCACAAAAGAGCCUCCCGGGCAUCGGUCUCGCGGUGCAAGCCCGGAGCCAGCUGCGCCGGCGCCCACGGGAGCAUCAAGCAGCUGUCUCCGCUCACCGCCGCCCAGGACUCGGCCACCCCCAUCCUGGAACUCCAGAGCCGCGGCCCCGCGGGGAUCUGCGGGCUCGGCAGAGGGGAGAGACCCAGCAGAUCCGGAGAGGCCGGGGGCCAGGCCCUGGCGGAGAGCAGCAGCCAGGAGAGCGGAACCAAGACGCCCUGUCGGUCCUGCGCGUCGCUCUUCCUCCAGGUGGUCUGGGGCUUCCUGAUCGUCCUGUCGGUGUCGUCCUCCUGGGUGGGGACCACGCAGAUCGUCAAGAUCACCUACAAGAACUUCUACUGCCCCUUUUUCAUGACGUGGUUUUCCACAAACUGGAACAUUCUGUUUUUCCCGGUCUAUUAUUCCGGACACCUGGCCACGGCCCAGGAGAGACAGUCCCCCAUGAAAAAAUUCCGGGAAUGCGGCCGGAUCUUCGGAGAAGAUGGCCUGACGCUGAAGCUCUUUCUUAAAAGGACUGCUCCCUUUUCUAUUCUGUGGACUCUGACUAGUUACCUGUACUUACUGGCUUUAAAGAAGCUGACAGCCACAGACGCCUCUGCUCUCUUCUGCUGUAACAAAGCAUUUGUCUUCUUGCUCUCUUGGAUUGUGUUGAAAGACAGGUUCAUGGGCGUAAGGAUAGUGGCCGCAAUCAUGGCCAUCACGGGGAUCGUGAUGAUGGCGUACGCGGACGGUUUCCAUGGCGAUUCCAUCAUAGGGGUAGCCUUUGCCGUCGGAUCGGCGUCCACGUCUGCGCUGUACAAGGUCCUGUUCAAGAUGUUCCUUGGAAGCGCCAACUUUGGCGAAGCAGCCCAUUUCUUCUCCACCUUGGGUUUCUUCAAUUUAAUUUUCAUCUCGUUCACCCCGCUCAUCCUGUACUUCACCAAGGUGGAGCACUGGUCGUCCCUGGCGGCGCUGCCCUGGGGCUGCCUCUGCGGAAUGGCCGGGCUCUGGCUGGCGUUCAACAUCCUGGUGAACGUGGGCGUCGUGCUGACUUACCCCAUCCUGAUCUCCAUCGGCACCGUGCUCAGCGUCCCUGGAAAUGCAGCCGUGGAUCUCCUGAAACACGAGGUGAUCUUCAGCGUCGUGCGCCUGGCCGCCACCGUCAUCAUCUGCCUGGGCUUCCUGCUCAUGCUGCUCCCCGAGGAGUGGGACGAGAUCACCCUGCGCUUCAUCAACAGCCUCAAGGAGAAGAAGGGCGACGAGCUGGGCGACGAGGCGGCCGAGGCCGGCGCCCCCCUCCGGAGCCGGGCCCGGGCCAACGGCGCCGUGGCCAUCCCCCUGGCCUAGCCCGCGCGGGAAUGCACGUGAAUGUAUAUUCUGUGAAUAUGACAUAUAACUGUCUCCCUCCCUGUAUGCGCAAGUGAAGCCGGACGAGUCCCGCGUGAAACGACCCAGCGGACGGUUUCAAUUUUACGCGGAAGCGCGCGUAGAGAGCCACAAUACAUUUCGUAUGAAAACGCAA
Molecule: messenger RNA, 1678 nt
Organism: Ornithorhynchus anatinus (platypus)
Lineage: Eukaryota; Metazoa; Chordata; Mammalia; Monotremata; Ornithorhynchidae
Gene: SLC35F4
Product: solute carrier family 35 member F4
Exons: 8
Coding region: 46-1503 (485 amino acids)
Cellular component (GO): membrane
Source: RefSeq, a predicted model, not a curated record